Molecule: messenger RNA, 2716 nt
Organism: Humulus lupulus (European hop)
Lineage: Eukaryota; Viridiplantae; Streptophyta; Magnoliopsida; Rosales; Cannabaceae
Exons: 2
Coding region: 120-704 (194 amino acids)
Source: RefSeq, a predicted model, not a curated record
GGCUUUGACUCUUUUUAUGUAAGAAGCAUUUAAUGAUAUUCAAUAAAGAAAAACCUCUUUUCCUUUCUAAUAUGGUAUUAGGCGCAACCCCAUUUUCAAGCUUUCUUUGAACCCUAACAAUGGCAAGAACAAGAUCCACCGGUCACAAGACCCCAAACGUCCCUAUACCACAAAACUCUGCUACUUCUUCUUCUAUUCCGAUGACUCCACCUCCAAUUCCGACUGCUGCUACUGCCGGUCUUUCUGAUUCUUCAACUUCGACCACCGACAUCAAUGGAGGAAACGUCACUGCAGCAAACCGAUUUGCUCCUCUGCAACCAAUAGAUCGACCUUCCCAAGAUGAUCCAAACCCUUACCAUUUGGGAACAAGAGAUCUCACUAAUUUUGUCAUUGUUCCUUCCCCACUCACAACUCAAGAAAAUUUCCAAUCUUGGAAACGAGCUGCCUCCAUCUCCAUCAAUGCCAAGAACAAAACUGCCUUCAUUGAUGGUUCUCUUCCCCGACCCCCUGCCAAUGACCCCAACCACUCGGCCUGGGAGCAGUGCAAUAACAUGGUCAAGGCUUGGCUUCUUCAGUUGGUGUCCAAAGAAAUAGGAGCAAGCAUCAUGUACAAAGAUCGGGCUGUUGAUAAGUGGAAUGAUCUCCAUGUAAGAGUCAAUCAAAGCAAUGGACCACAGAUUUUCCAGCUCAAGACCUAUGUUUAAAGUCUCAAACAAGGUGAUAACAAUGUCAACACUUACUUUACCCAACUCACUGCUUUCUGGGGUGAGCUUCAAGAAUAUCAACCUUGCACUCCUUGCACUUGUGGUUGUUCCUGUGGAGCCAUGCCUAAACUUCAUGAUAACUACACAAGAGAUCAAAUCAUUCAAUUUUCUAACUGGUCUCAAUGAAUCAUAUAGUCAGAUUCAGGCUCAAAUCUUGUUAUGUGACCCCCUUCCUUCACUUCAUAAGGUGUUUUCUAUGGUUGUACAAGAAGAAAGACAAAGAUCUCUAGGUCUCAACCCUACUCCCAUCAUUGUUGCAUCCCCUAUUUCAUCAUCGGUUCCUAGUCAAACACAUAUUCAAGAACCAAGAAGCCACACCCUUCUUGCUCUCACUUCCAUAAAUCGAGCCACUUGGCUGACAAGUGCUACUUUCUCCAUGGAUUCCCACCCGAAUAUGGUGCCAAAAGAAAGUUUGAAGAAAUCGCCAAGCCUACGGUGAAUCAAGCUCAAGCUUCAUCUUCUUCAACUCCUGCUUGCUUGCUCAACUCACAAUGCCAAUUGAGCCAACAACUCAUAUCCUUAUUGAGUCAACAACUUCAACAUCAACCUUUCAUAAGUAAUCCCACUAAACCUUCAACUUCUCAAGUUUCUGGUUCCUUUUCAAAUUUCAAAGAUUGGGAUUGCUAGAAGACAUGGAAACCUCUACUUACUUGAACAACACAACAAGUUCACUCAUUCUUACUGUUCUACUGUUACUCAUAAAUCUUGUACCAAUGAAGACCAAUGGCAUUAUUGCCUAGGUCACCCAUCAAUGUUAACAACAAAUUUUAUGGAUAAAAGUGUCUCUUUUUUCUACUCACAACUCUCAUACUCAGCAUUGUUCUAUUUUCCAUUUAGCUAAACAAAAGCGCUUACCUUUCACUUCUCCUAAUAACAUGGUUGUUUCUGCUUUUAAUUUAAUUCAUGUAGAUAUUUGGGGUCAUUUUCAUGUUCUAAGCAUAGAAGGCUACAAGUAUUUCCUUACUAUUGUAGAUGAUCAUACUAGAUAUACAUGGAUUUUUUUUUUACUUAAGGCAGAAUCUGAUGCUCAAACUAUUAACCCACAAUUUUUUUCUUAUGUUUCUACUCAAUAUUCAUCUACAAUAAAAAGUAUUUGCACUGAUAAUGCUAAAGAACUGAAAAUCUCUAGUAUUUUUUUUGCCACAAAAGGUGUUCAAUACUUCCAGUCUUGUGUUGAUAGACCACAACAAAAUUUUGUUGUAGAAAGAAAACAUCAAUACAUCUUAAAUGUGGCUCAGACACUUUUAUUUCAGCCCCAUCUCUCUCUGUCUUAUUGGAGCUAUGUAGUGAACAUGACUGUUUAUCUUACAAACAUAAUACCAUCAUCUCUACUUAAGCAUAAAACUUCAUUUGAGUUACUUUAUAAAUCCAUACCUUCUUAUGCACAUCUAAGGAGUUUUGGUUGUCUUGCUUAUGCCUUAACUUUGGAUAGACAUAGACAUAAAUUUUAUCCUCGUUCUCAAGCAUGCAUCUUUAUUGGUUAUCAUGCUGGUAUGAAAGCUUAUACUUUGCUAAAUAUUCACACUCAACAAUUUUUUCAUUCUCGUGAUGUUAUCUUCAAUGAGUAGAUUUUUCCUUUAAAAAACUCACAAUCUGCUACUAUAAUUGAUAAUAUUUUUUCUCACAAUUUGCUUACGCUUGCAGAUUUUGCCUCUUUAGAUGAAACUACACGACCUCAUGAUACCAAGCUUUCAUCACAAUCAGUUGCUACUUCUUCAAAACAAGCUACAACCGAGACACCAAUACCAGCUCAUACUUCAAAAGGUAUAACAACCGAGACAUGCCGAAGCAAUACCAACUUCUAAAUUGGCCAGACCUCUUCUUCAUCCAAAACAUUUAGAAAAUUAUACUUGUGCCUUUGAUAAUGUCACUGUUGGGGUUUUAUGCCCUAAUUAAGACCCAAUUUCUUUGUAAUCUCAUUUAUUAUCAAUAAAAGAAUAGAAAUUAUUUUU